GCUGCUGCUGCCGCUGCUGCCGCCGCCGCCGCCUCCUCCCCACCCCCACCCUCUCUCUCGCUCCCCAUCUCUCUCUCUCCGUCCCGUUCCCCCCUGCCCCCGCCUCUCCCCGCCCUGCCGCCGGCGGCCCUGGCAGAGCAGGCACCGCAGGGGGAUCUCGAUGUAACACCAUGACAGGCAUCGCCGCCGCCUCCUUCUUCUCUAACGCCUGCAGGUUCGGGGGCUGCGGACUCCACUUCCCAACCCUGGCAGAGCUCAUCGAGCACAUCGAGGACAACCACAUCGAUACAGACCCACGUGUAUUAGAGAAACAAGAACUUCAGCAGCCAACCUAUGUUGCUUUAAGUUACAUUAACAGGUUUAUGACUGAUGCAGCUCGACGUGAGCAGGAGUCACUGAAGAAGAAGAUUCAGCCGAAACUAUCUCUGACUUUGUCAAGCACAGUGUCCCGUGGGAAUGUAUCUACUCCACCUCGCCACAGCAGUGGAAGCCUUACUCCUCCAGUCACCCCUCCAAUCACUCCCUCCUCUUCGUUUCGCAGUAGUACUCCUACAGGUAGUGAAUAUGAUGAGGAAGAAGUAGACUAUGAAGAAUCAGACAGUGAUGAAUCCUGGACCACAGAAAGUGCUAUCAGCUCUGAAGCUAUCCUUAGUUCAAUGUGCAUGAAUGGAGGGGAUGAGAAACCUUUUGCCUGUCCUGUUCCUGGAUGUAAAAAAAGAUAUAAGAAUGUGAACGGUAUAAAGUACCACGCCAAGAACGGCCACAGGACGCAAAUCCGCGUACGCAAACCCUUCAAGUGUCGUUGUGGGAAGAGUUACAAGACAGCUCAGGGCCUGCGGCACCACACAAUCAAUUUCCACCCCCCCGUGUCUGCUGAGAUUAUCAGGAAGAUGCAGCAAUAACAUGCUGGUCACAAACGUGCCAAGAAAUCCUCACCAGCAGUUGCUGAUUUUGAGAACAGCCACCUUGUUUUUUUUUUCCAGGGGAAGCACUCAGCAACCCUUUCAAACCAGUUAAAAAAAUGCAUGCUUUAAACUUUUCUGUAAUUUUGGAAUGAUGUAUCUUUGUAGAGGUAAGGAUUUUGUACAUUUGCACAUGUAAUCAUCGUACCCAUUUUCAUGACUUUUGAGAUAAGGUGCUACAAAAGCUAGAGGUUCUUCAGAACAUUUUCCUCCAAAACAAAAAUCCUGGGGAGGGGUGUGGGGGGUGGUGCAUAUUGAGUUGUACUGAAGUGUUGAACAGGAGAGAGGGGAGGAGAGCUUGGCACUUGACACCCUUUCAAGAUUGUAACGAUGCAUCUGUCAUUGUGUGUGCAAAACCAAAACGAUCCCACCCUCGUCAAACGCUAGUUAACAUGCCUUACAUAAUGGAGUUAUCAGUGGAGUAGCAAGUCUUUUAGGUAAUGGAAAUAUAAAUAAGAAAGAAUGUUUAACAUAAUAUGCUAAAAAUAUUUUCAUACUUAAAUAACAUACAUAAAAAAAAAAGGUGUGCUUGCUGUAUUUUAUAUUAUCCUGCAAAGCUUUUUAUUUCUUCUCCCUCUUGAAAUGCUGAAACCCUUGCCAUCCAAACUAGUAAACAAUCACUUUAGUGUUAGCAAUUACUGCCUUUUUUCUUUCCUUUUCCCCUUUUCAAACCAGAUGUCAGAUUCUGUUCGUGCCCAUCAGACUUUUGAGGACCAAUAUCCCAGUCCAACUAAAUAGCUACCCCUGAACUAUCUCUUAAGAAAGACACUUGGAAAUACUUAAGUGCAAAUUUAUGUGUGUGUGAGAAACCAUUAUCUUCAUCUCAGAUGAAGUUUUAAAGCACUUUGUAGUUCUCUAUUGCCAACAGAUUUAACGUUUUAUGUGUUGCCAAUUCUUGCAACUGCCGUAGGAGCAUGUGCCUGUGGUUGCAAAUAAAAAUUAGAAGUUCUACGCAUGGAUUAAGGAGGUCCAUUCUUUGUGCUAAGGGAGUUUCUGCUGCCUCUCCCUCAAGUUCAUUGUAACUGAGAUUUUUCUUUGUGCCUUUUCUUGCCCCUCCCCCCCCCCCCCUUUUUUUUCUUGCUUCUCGUUGUAGGUCACUGCAUUCCAUUUGGAAGUGUCUGUUUAGCUUUACCAUUACUUUUGCUGAACUAUGACAUAUGAGCCUUACUGAAGACUAAGUGCUUCUUGCAGCAGGUGGUCAGAGACUGACUUAAAACAAAAGCCAACAUGAGAGCUUCGUGUCUGGACCAUACCUGAGCAUUUGUUGCUUGCCAUCCUGCCUUGAGUGUUCUUCUCUCACAAGUGCUAUUGGAGUUCAGCUGGCCAGGGGUGGACUCGGGCACCCCUCGCCCUGCCCAAGCCCCAAAACAGUUCUUACAGUGAGGGUUAGGGAGGAACUCACCGUGUUGAACAGUCAUCGCCUUUGCUUAGUUCCUGUUCUCUUAAGUGCAAAAGAAAGCUCAGCUACAGGAGGACUGAGCUUUCCCUCUAGUUUUUUUUUCCCCCAAAGCUUUAAUGGAAAACUUUGUAAGGAUGACAAUUAGCUAUUCUCCAGCAGAGUAAAAAGCCUCAUUAAAACACUUGGGAAUCAUCCUAAUGUGGAAGCAUUUUGAAGGAAUCAGUAUUUCAAGUCUCAGAGAGGUGACAGCACUUGCACUGUGCAGUGCCAUCAGCCAGGUUUAAAGGAUGAUCCAGACAUGAGACCUACUGGUACACGCAGGGCCCCAGGUGGCCGCUUCCCACCUUCUGCAAUUUUGGCAACAGAUCUGGCCAACAAACAGCAUUUUGGCUCUGCUCCUAGUGCAAGAAAAUAAACUACAGGCUGGGUAAGUUCAUUCAACAGCUAAACAGUCGUAAAACGUCAUUGUUGCAUGUAAAUUCCUUUCAACUAUAAAAAUGAAAUUCCAGUUUCUAUUUACCUACUCAUUGUGACAGUAUUAUUAAACAGGUAAAGAUGGGACUAUUUUGUUAUACUGUGUAUAGUGAAUGUAUUGUACUGUGUCUGUGAAAAGUGUGCUUUAAAUUAUAUUUUCAUAUGUUUUGUUGGGGACAAAGUACUUUAAGUUUGAAAGUGACAGAGGUUUGUUUUAGAACUGAAGACGACUUAAAGAAUUCCUGUUAAGAAAGCUGCUUAUAAAUGUAAAUCAAAUCACAUUUAAAAUAAACUGCCUCUGACCUGAA
Molecule: messenger RNA, 3143 nt
Organism: Pogoniulus pusillus (Red-fronted tinkerbird)
Lineage: Eukaryota; Metazoa; Chordata; Aves; Piciformes; Lybiidae
Gene: JAZF1
Product: JAZF zinc finger 1
Exons: 5
Coding region: 171-902 (243 amino acids)
Cellular component (GO): nucleus
Source: RefSeq, a predicted model, not a curated record